CGCUCCACUGCAGCGGUUCGCUUCAUCCGACCGCUCGCGUUUCUAGUAUUUUUUUUUUCGACCAAGUGGAGGCGGAUGACGAACCUCAAAGACAGCCGGAGUGUUAGCCCCAAGCGGGGGGUGUGCCUUACGUCUGAGUGAUGGGAGGUUGGUUUAAAGUGCAUACUUCAUAAAGGAGGUGUGUUUUAUGAAUGGUUUUACGAGGCAAAGCAGCGUCACCUUCAGCCGGCCUCUCUCACAGAUGACUUUUGCUCCGUAUUCGUGUUCUGGUUAGUCAGAAGAGACUCACGGACGUUACGGACACUUUUGGAUUCUCCAGUCCAUUUGCCUCUUCUACGCUGUCUCAACCGAGGGCCUGGACAUGGCUUGUGUGGAAAAUGGAUCCGGAGCUGCUGCCGACGAGGAUGCCUUUGAAGAUGCAUUUGAGAGCAUCCCAGUUGCUUCCAAAAUGGAUUUGAAGACUUCGAUAGAAGAAUGCAAUCUUGCACUAAAUCUGUUUUUGAACAACAAGUUCUCAGAGGCCCUGGAUAUGCUGAGACCCUGGUCUAAAGACAGCAUGUACCAUGCUCUGGGCUACAGCACCAUCCUAGUAAUGAGGGCUUCUAUGACCUUCGAACACCAAGACAUUCUUACAGGCAUCAGCACGAUGAAUGAGGCACUGCGCAUUUGUCAAAAGUUCCGGAAAAAGAACACCGUUGUGGACUCCAUAUCCAGUAUUGUCUACAAACAUUCAACUGACCAGCUCAAGGAAGAGGAGAUGCACGCUGAGAUCUGCUAUGCUGAGUGCCUGCUACAGAAAGCUGCCCUGACAUUUGUGCAGGAUGAAAACAUGAUCAAUUUCAUUAAAGGUGGACUCAAAAUUCGGACAAGCUACCAAAUAUACAAGGAAUGCCAGCAGCUACUGCAACUGACUCAGGACCUCACAGGCAAGAAUGAGACGUACACCCAGUUUGAAGGCGGCGUGAAGUUAGGAAUCGGAGCUUUUAAUCUGAUGCUGUCUCUGCUGCCUGCAAGAAUUCUUAGGCUUUUGGAGUUUAUUGGCUUUUCUGGCAACCGGGAGUUCGGACUGUCGCAGCUGCGGGAAGGGGUGUACACCCACAGCAUACGCUCGAUACUCUGCGUGCUGACUCUGCUGCUCUAUCACACUUAUGUCACAUUAAUUCUCGGCAGUGGUGAGUGCAAUCUUGUAGAAGCUGAAGCGCUGCUUGAACCCUACCUCGACAGGUUUCCAAACGGCUUUAUUAUUUUAUUUUACACAGCAAGAAUAGCUGUACUUAAAGGACAUUUUGAAAAGGCCGAAGUGAAGUUUCAGGAGUGCAUCGCCGCCCAGCAGGAGUGGAAGCAGAUCCACCAUCUCUGCUACUGGGAGCUCAUGUGGUCCUGCUGCUUCCGACAGGACUGGCUGGAAGGCUACCGCUUUGCCAACCUGCUCAGCAAAGAAAGCAGGUGGUCCAAGGCUAUCUAUGUUUACCAGAAGGCGGCCAUUCUCAGCAUGCUGCCUGAUGAAGUUGCUGCAAAGACGGGAGAAAACAUCGAGGAACUCUUCAGACAAGUGGAAGGACUGAAGCAGAGAAUUGCUGGCAAAUCGAUUCCAACAGAAAAAUUUGCUGUGCGAAAAUCCAGACGCUAUUCUGCUGCGACGCCAGUAAAACUCGUAGUGCCAGCUCUGGAAAUGAUGUAUGUCUGGAAUGGAUUUACAAUUGUGGGAAAGAGAGCCGACUUGACAGAGAGCUUGCUGAUAACCAUUGAAAAGGCCGAAGCAGCAUUAAACCAAGACCCACAUCCUACAGAAUAUCAUCCUGAUGACCAGUGCCUUGUCCAGAUGUUGAAGGGACUUUGUUUAAAGCACUUAGGCCGAUUUCUGCAAGCUGAGCUUUGCUUCAAUCAAGUCCAAGCCAGCCAGAAGAGUAUACGUUAUGACCACUACUUGGUGCCAUACAGCCUCUACGAGUUGGGAAUGCUCUACAAGGAAAGCGGAGAUUUCAGGAAAGCUACCAGCCUAAUAGAAAGUGCCCGACAUAACUACAAAGAUUAUUCCAUGGAAUCCAGGCUGCACUUCCGGAUCCAUUCCGCUCUCAGCAGCCUAAAAGGUUCCCCUGCCUCCACUCCCUGAGGAGUUCGCUACGUCAGUUUCUCUGCCGGCAGAUUUCAUCCGAUUCCCUCCGUCUCCCCACAACCUGCCUCCUCCAUCGGAGGGAGCUGCUGCAGGACUGCAGAAAGAGCAAAGUUACUGUCUGGCAUGGCUGGCGGGAGCGACUUCCAUGCCUUCGGGGUAAAACUGUGUGCCAGUAUAACGAUGGACACAAAAGAUUCUGGAAAGAUUUUUUGACGGGCCUUUUCCCUUGUCACCAUGCGCUGGAGUUGUCUGCGUUGAUUUGCAGCCUACAGACAGGAACUUACAUUUGUUUUUUCCUAUUAUCUCUGAAUUAUUUAAGGUAUAUAAUAAAAUCCAUAACACUCCUCCUGUAGAAUCAGGAAAUGAGGAAGCGGGGAAAAGAUAUUUUGUGUUAAAGCAGAUGGAGUCCGGAUACUCCUUUGCAAAGUGAAAGUCUAUUACAAGUGCUGGGAAAUAAAUGAUUAUAUAUAGAUAUA
Polypterus senegalus (gray bichir) is the source of this 2592-nucleotide messenger RNA. Its product is annotated as tetratricopeptide repeat protein 39B. Gene Ontology annotation, molecular function: protein binding. The transcript has 19 exons. Lineage: Eukaryota; Metazoa; Chordata; Cladistia; Polypteriformes; Polypteridae. Bases 362 to 2113 code for a protein of 583 amino acids. The record is from RefSeq and is a predicted model, not a curated record.